AUGCAGCUAAUCCUUCCCUAGCAAGUGCAAACCCUGCAAGACUACCAUCAACAGCAACAUCUACAUCAUCUAAAACUCCUGCCACUAUUGCAUCUAUUUCUAAUGAUAAUCAGCAAGGUACAGGGGCUACAGCAGAUGGUGUCAUUGCUUGCUGAUAUGGAAGCAUGUGGAGAGUGUUGAUAUGGUACUACUGGGGUGAGAUGGCUGGCUGUGAUUCUUAGUGUUGAUGCAGAUGUAGAUUAGUCGAUUAUUAAUGGUUGUGUUGAAGUAGUCUAGUAUUUGUAAUACAUCUCUAGUCUGUUUUACCCCACAGUAUUUUGUGCAGCUGAUGAUAAGGCAUUAUUGUGUGCUCCGAAAUUCUCUUCAGAGUGGUGCUUCUAGAUGUGUCAAGGUCCUCUGCAGUUAAAAUGUUUGCAGUUUUUCCAUAACCAUGGAACUUGCUCACACAACUAUUGCAGUGAUAGCUGUUUAUAUACAGGUUCUUCUACUUCUUCUAUUAUCUACCUUCAUCCUAACUGAGAAUUGGGUUCCAGCAUUUCUCCUGCAGUUCAUUUACAUAGUCUUCAAAGUUCUCAUGCUCAGUCCUUGCCAGUCACAAUUUUCUGAAAAAAAAAACAAAGAAAGUAUUCACUGCAGAAGACCAUAAUUUACAGCCUGCAUUUAUGGUUGUUUGGGGAACUUCAUGCCAUGACAUUUUUAUAUGAUUAAAUGCAUCUACAAUGUUAAAUUCAUGCCAGAACUUAUGGCACACGAGUCUUGAAGAUGUCGUCCAUUGCUGGGAUGAGUUUGUCUAUUACCUUGCUUAGGAAGAAGCACUUUAAUUGUCUUAAUAAUUAUUCAGUCCAGUGGCUGUUUCAGUGAUUUCACAUUGGGUGGUAAAAAACAACCUUUUGCAUUUAGGUUCAUAUAUUGCAAGAUUUGAGGAUAGCUAAAAGAACUCUCAAGAGUGGCAAACAUUGAACACAGGAUGCUUUUUAGCCAGGUAGAUCUUGAAUACAGGAAUAAAAUUUGUUUGAAUCAUUCAACAAACAGGACCUGGAUCAUCCAUGCUAAAUAAUAGGCAAACAGUUUCUGUUGUGACCUUUUAAAGUAUGAAUCUGCACUAUAAAUUAGCAUAGGCUUGCAUUGAAAUCACUUGUUGAAUUAUUGUUGAGAAGCAAGCUGAAGAGAUCUUUAGCUGACUUGAAACUAGGUGUAAAUUUUUCUUGAUUGUAAUGUAAGCUCUUGAUAGCACAUGCUUUCAGAAUGCUUUGUCUCAUCAUUUAUUAAACGCUUGCUCAGGACUAAUUAUUCUCCAAAAUAAUUUGCACAAAAUCAGAAGAGAAAUUGCCUGCAGCAACAUGAUCAGAUGAUGCACUCUCACCACUCAGCUCAUUAUGAAAGAGAUUGUGCUUUUAAAGUUUGCUGAACCAUGCACCAGUAAACUUAUACUAUUGUGAAGGUUGUUCUUGUUUUCUCCUCAGUUCACAUAUUAGAUUUACAGACUUGUUUAGUUGGCUUGACCUCUUUGUCAUUCUUUUUGGCACAUCACUAGUCAUUUCACAAGCUCCUAUUUUCUUGUUACUGUUUCUGUUUUUACGAAUGGAUGAUAUUCUAAGACUAAAAGAAUAAGAAAUCUCCAUCACACAUGCUUGCCUUGCAAGCAUAUCAAAUUCUCCCUUUCUUCAGUACCAUCAGAGCCUCCUGUAUAUGUCUAUACUUAGUACCUCUAACAUCACUUAUUAUUCCUCUUGAGUUCCCUUGGUUAAUAUCCUCUUUAACCCUUAAACGGUCCAAACAGAUCGAUGUUCAAAUUCAUAGUGCUACAAAAGUAGAUCUACUUUUUUUUGCAUAUUUUCAAAUGUAACAAAAAAAUGUAGAUAAAAGUUUUUUUUACACGUUUUCAGAUGUAAAACAAAAAAGAUCUACAUUUUUUUACAUACUUUCAGAUGUUGAAAAAAUGUAUAUAUACGUUUGGACCAUUUAAGGGUUAACUGAUGGUUUACUGUAUUCAGUUUUUAAGAAUAAAAAUAAAGACAAAAAAAUUAAAAUAUGCUUUGGCAGUCAAUUUAUAAAGGUUUUUAUAUGCUGUAUACCCACAAUGCACUACUAUCCUACGAUGAGAAUGUACAACAGGAACUUGUUAAGCAUUUUGCAUUAUGAUUAGUGGUCUUUUCAUUGUGUUGCAUAAUCUGUAGGAUACCAGGUAUAUCUUGCAAAAAAUUAUAUACAUUUAUUAUGUGCUUUAUUUUGAAUUCUCAGUCUUAAUAUUUCUUAUUUGUGUACCACCUCAUUCACAGUUCUCAUAGCUCAGGGCAAUUCAGUGUUCAUUUCCUCUUCUUCAAUUUAUUAAUUUCACCAUAUAUUGAUAUAUUAAUUGUACAACUGACUGUUGCAUAACAUGGUAGUUACAUUCCUGAAAAUGGACUGUAAUAAAAAAAUGUGUAAAAUGAAAUGAAGAACAUAUGGGAAAAUAGGGUUAUAUUCCACAAAACCCCAGACAAACCUUUCAAAUUUAUUUUAGGUCACAAAAUUGCAAAUUGUUGGUUGAUGUAGUGAUGUGUUUGUCAAAGAUCCUGUAGCCACAUUUCUACUAGCAGACAGAGUUGCCUUUUUGCUUGGUUGUCUUCCUCAUUGCAACUGCAUUGGAUUAUAUAGGAGGGAUUAGAGUGGUUGGGGUGUACAUGGGAGGGGGAUAGGGUGGUUGGGGUUUGGUGUAGGGGUGGGGGAGUGCUGGUGUGGGAGGUGGAGACCAAGCAGUGGAAGGUUGGAGUCUGGUGUUGAAAGGUGGAGGAUGCUGAGUGGUGGAGGGUUGUGGGGGCUGGAGUUUGUAAGCUAGCAGCAGCAAGGCAGUGUGGUGGUGGUUGUGUGGGUGCUAGUGUCAGUGACCUGGUGUAAGUGGUUGGUAGCUACAUGAUUAGGUGUGUGGAGAGCAUGUUAGGAUGUGUGGGUCAUGAAAGCAUGGGUAAGGUGUGGGUGUGGGGCUAUGUUGGCUUGAAGUUGUAGGGAAAUGGUAUGAGUUGAGGCUCUGUAGGGUUCAAGCCAUGGAAGGAGGUGAGCAGGUAGAUGAAAGGUGUAGUUGAGUCAGUGGCCCAGUGUAGAUGGUGGUGUGGAUAAUGGGUAGGUGAGUUUGUGGUUGGUACUGUGAACGAUGACCUUCCCUGUAAGACUUACAAGGUUUUUCUGCCUAAUCAGCCAGGCUUUCCUGGUGACUGCCUAAUCAGCCAGGUUUUCCUGGUGACUGCCUAAUCAGCCAAGCUUUCCUGGUAACUGCCUAAUCAGCCAGACUUGCUGCAGCCCUUAUGUCAAAAUAGUCAUCACAGCCUGGCUGAUAAGGCACCUGCAGUAGCUUUUUUAGUAUUAACUUGAUACCAGAAAAUUUUUCAUGUAUAUUGGUAGAGGGUGAAUAGUUCUGGACCUCACCUGUUGAGUUAGUGUUCUCUGAUUAUUCAGAACAUCCCAUUGUAUAAUAUGAAUUUUAAACUGUAUAUAAUCUUUGCACUUUGAGAUAUACAAUACUCAGUCCUUUGAAAUAUCUUAUUUAUUAGGUGGUUUAUUCUUUUCAUGUGUACUAAAAUAUUAGGGUUCAUAAAAUUCAGACUUUCACUUUCAGUUCAUUCUAAAGAUGGUUUAAUAGAUUAAGUUAGAAUUUUGUAAAUUCGUAUUUUUCAUUUGUGUGCUGCAGAAGUGUGUGAGACAUAAUGGGUUACAAGGAAAUUUAAUCAUUUUAUAAAAUGCUCUUUUGUUAAUAUUUCUGUAGUCUGUAUUAAGAGAGUUUAUCUAAACUAAUAAAAAUCAUAACAUACCCAGGAGUUUAUAAGUUAAUUCUUAAUUCAUUUAGAUCCUUUGAAUAUAUAUAUUUGGACAUACGACGGGCUCUCUGACCAGUAUGCAUACCUAAAUAAUGUAUGUUAGAGCUGAUUUCCUCUGUUCUGUGUACUACAAUAUACAGUACACUGCUGUAUAAACAUUUAAAAAUAUACCAGAAAUGUUAUAAAUGAUACAAAGGUGACAUUAAAACAAUAUCUAAAGAUGGUUGACACAAACCCACUACCAGUACAGUAUGAUUCUCGCUUAAAGACCAAUUCAUUUACCGACCUAUUCUUAGGAAUGGAACUCUGUCCUUAAGUGCCUCUUCAAGGGGGGUUCCUUGUUGUGGUGAAGAGGCUCUUGGUCUGAGGAAUUAGACCUGUCUGUCUCCUUCCUCAGACCGAACCUAAUUACCCCCCAGUCCCCCCUUCCCUAUCCCAUCCUCCCCAUCCUCCCCUUUUUCCUUUCCUCCUCCUCCUCCCCACCUCUCCCUUUUGCCCUUCCUCUUUUUGGCCUUUGGGAUUUCUCCCACAGAUGCGCUAGUUCCUAGGUAGGGGAAAGGAUACUGGGGUCCAUCCCAUUCCGUUGAGGUUCUUGGUGGUGGCGUAGUUUGCCGUGGAAUCUGGAUCGCCUGGGGAUGUCCUGAUCCCUCUCCAGUAUCCCAGAGUGUAGCUUUGGGUGUCUUUCAGGUGACGGGUGUAUUUCUGGAAGCCUCCUUUCGGAUUCCGGGGGUGGUGGCCGAAGGAGGUAUGCUUUGUGGCGGAUAUCCAUCCGCCCUCUCUUUUGUCCACCGCUCGGCAGAUGUGAGGUUGCUAUCCCGGAUUGCUGGUUUACUGGCAUGAAGGGUAGGGUAUGGCACGGGUUUCAUGCUGCAUCUGCGCUACUGGUGCUGAGGUCCUCUUGGGCGCGGAGGGAGAUUUCCGGCCCUUUCAUUCCUCCUGGGAACUAUUCCUCCCUGCUCCCCCCUUUUUUUUAUUCUUUUUUAUUUUUAUUUUCUUCUUUCUUUUUUUUUCUUAAAAACAAAAAGCAAAGGAGUAACCUAACCAUGGAGAACCCAAUCCAUGAACCCACUACCCCCGGGCCCCUUCUUGAUACCACACCCCAUUCUGACCCUGCCUUGUUUUUAGACCACUCUUCGGACACUCCUGAUGCCCCUGUACCUCUUGCUGGUGCUGUUUCCUCAUCGGCUUCAGGUACCUGGGCUACGACUGACUCCUUCGAUUUGUCUGACCUCCGCUCUCCUUUGACUAUGCUUCCGGCCUCUCCCUCUACGGUACAGCAAUUUUCGAAUUGCCAGCCCGUUUCACGACAGACCAACUCCGGUCCUACUCCUAAACGCCAGCGUCAAUCUUCUGAUGAUGUUCCUUCGUUACCUUCCCAUUCUACUCGGAAACAACCGACAGGUCAUGCACUCCCUCUCCACGCUCAGUUUCGGACCACACAAUGGACUAAAUUCUUUACUUUAAGACCAACUUCUAAUUCUGCCUAUCUUUCUGACCAUAGUAUUGGCAAAGUGCUCCUGCGUCAUGUUGGUAGAGAUAUUUCAUUUCAUGCUCUCAAGAGCGGUACGCGCAUUGUCACUGUCCAGAAUGCUACCCAAGCUCAUGAUCUUUCUCUCCUUUCGCAUAACGAUACUACUCCUAUCACUAUUGAAAAACAUCUUUCUCUCAAUUCUUGUAGUGGUACUGUCAUUCUGCCCCAUACCAUAGUCCAACAGAAUUUCCAGUCAUGUGGCAAUGACAUUCUUGAACAGCUGGAACUCCAGGAUCUCCCAAUCCUCAAAGUAGACAUGUCCUUCCUGCCCGCGGGCGGAGACGUUACCCUUGCAAUGUGGCUCGAUUAACUUUCGACAGCCGUGAACUCCCGUCUUCUGUUUGUCGCAGGACAUCGAUUACAAGUUUGACAGGUGAUCCCUACACCGCAACAGUGUAGAAAUUGCUGGCGUUUUGGUCACCCAGCAAAAUA
Molecule: messenger RNA, 5754 nt
Organism: Cherax quadricarinatus
Lineage: Eukaryota; Metazoa; Arthropoda; Malacostraca; Decapoda; Parastacidae
Source: RefSeq, a predicted model, not a curated record